UCAGUCGACUGGACGCCUCCGAACGAGACUCGUCGCCUCAUCGCCGUUGCUGCAGUUUGACUUCGACUGGAAACAAAAAUGAAAGAAAUUUGGCUGUGCUUUCUUUUUGCAGUGGCCGCAAUCUGUGCCCAGCAGGGGGGAGUUGCUGCUUUAACUCAGGUGCCCUGCGAUCUCCGCGAGACACCGCAUGGCAGUGUUUGUGUGUGCAACAGCACCUACUGCGAUUACUUGGAGCAGCCGGAACUGAACGAUGCCUCUAAGGUUGUGGUGAUUAGCUCAAGCAAGGAUGGUCUGCGCUUUAAAGUAACAACUGGUGACCUUUCCAUUAAGACGCCUUUGGUGGUGGAAGACAAACAGUCGACUGAUGAGAACUUUCACGCGGAGGCCAUUGUUGUGGACCAGCACAGAGCCUGGCUGAAUUUGGCAAGCAUUCCGCAGCGAUUGUUCAUCAAUGCCAGCGUCAAGACUGUAAAAGUUUCGGUGCAACGGGAGCUGCGUUUUCAGAAUGUAUCCAUAUUUGGCGGUGCCUUCACUGGAACUGUCUCGUAUUUGAUUCAACAGUUGCCACCAGACCUGCAGGAUCAUGUCUACAAAUCCUACUUCCACAGGGAUGGCAUUGCCUACAACAGCAUCCGCAUGUCCAUAGGAGGAAGUGAUUUUGAUAUGGAACCCUGGGCCUACAACGAGCUGCCACGAAAUGAUGCCAGCCUAUCGAAUUUUACUCAGCUCGAUCCAAGGGAUCUGCAGAAAAUUGAACAACUGAAGCGCCUCAAGAGAGUGGCUCAACUGGAGAAGCUGAAAAUAAUGGCCGCUGCCUGGAGUGCGCCUCCCUGGAUGAAGACCAACGACCGCUGGACAGGCUUUGGCCAGCUAAAAACGGAAUAUUACCAGACCUGGGCCCUCUAUCAUCUCAAAUUUCUCGAACUGAUGCAGUCUAAAAAUAUGCCGAUUUGGGCCAUAUCCACUGGCAAUGAGCCGCUAAACGGCGUCAUCGGUUUCUUCUUUGUGCAUUUCAUGAGCAUGGGCUGGACGCCCUGGCAGCAGGCAAUAUGGCUGAGCGAUCAUCUAGGGCCGACCAUUAGGAACUCGACGCAGAGGCCCGUGCUGAUCUUUGGCAACGAUGACCAGCGGUACACGUUUCCCUCGUGGUUCCGCAAGAUGCGUUCAUCGCGCAGCAGUGCGUUGUCGUAUUUGGAUGGCCUGGCCGUCCACUGGUAUUGGGAUGAGCUGGUUGGUCCCCAGCUCAUUGACCAGGCACACCAGGAAAUGCCCAAUAAGCUGCUGCUCAACACAGAGUCCUGCCUUGGCGACAAGCCCUGGCAGACGCACGGCCCCGAGCUGGGCAGUUGGCAGCGUGGCGAGAAUUACAUGCGUGCCUACAUCCAAGAUUUUCAACACAGCUUCAAUGGUUGGCUAGACUGGAAUCUAGUGCUGGACGAGCAGGGCGGACCCAACUAUGUGAACAACUUUGUGGACGCACCGAUAAUUGUGAAUGCGACGAGUCGAAGUGAGAUGUACAAGCAACCGAUUUACUAUGCCAUCGGGCACUUCUCCAAGUUUCUGCCGGCGCAAUCGGUGCGCAUCGAGACGCGGAUCGAGGGCGAAAACAAUUCCUUUACGCAGUUAAGUGUAGUGGGCUUCCAGCGCCCAGACGGCAGUGUGGCGUUGAUCGUCUACAAUGGCCAAAAUCUGCCAGUGGAUGUGGCGCUCAACGAUAGCCAAAGUGGUCCAUUUAAUCUACGCCUUCCGCCCCGCUCCUGGCACACAGUGCUCUACAAAUGAGAGUUCCAGGAAGUGUAUCGAGUGGGGGUUUUGAGAUAAGUUAGGUAAGGUUACGGAGUCCAGCUGCCGCUGCCCAAAGGACCAAUUAGGAUAGACGACAUGUCUCAUGUUUGCGCUACAGACACCACAGCUCAAGUGACAACAAAACGGAAGCCAAUAAAUUCCCCUCAACAGGAUGGACAUGUGGAUGAGGAUGCAAGGAUGUAAUGCUCGCUUGCAAGCAUCUCUAUGUCUCUAUGACAACGGAAAUUUGUUUAAGCUGCUCAAUUUGCCGUAACGCGUCUGUUUACAAUGAAAUUUCAUGUGCCGUUUAAUGCUCUUUCCCGCCUCUCAAACAGAACCCGAAUCUGUUUUAUCUGUGGAACGGCAAAGUACAAACGGCAGCAUCUAUAUUUCGGAUCAAGUUGACUGACAACUGCCAGUCGAGCGGCAACAACCGAAAAAACAUCUCUGGCAUGCAUAUUUUUGUAGUUCUACUCUAGGAUUUAGUUUCUGUUUUUUUUUGUGUUGUUCAAUAUAUGCUCUAUAAAUAUGAUUGUCAAUUGAGCGCUAA
Messenger RNA from Drosophila subobscura, 2335 nucleotides. Its product is annotated as lysosomal acid glucosylceramidase. Bases 79 to 1782 code for a protein of 567 amino acids. The record is from RefSeq and is a predicted model, not a curated record. Gene Ontology annotation, molecular function: glucosylceramidase activity. The transcript is spliced from 9 exons. Gene Ontology annotation, biological process: glucosylceramide catabolic process. Lineage: Eukaryota; Metazoa; Arthropoda; Insecta; Diptera; Drosophilidae.